Molecule: messenger RNA, 1990 nt
Organism: Mus caroli (Ryukyu mouse)
Lineage: Eukaryota; Metazoa; Chordata; Mammalia; Rodentia; Muridae
Gene: Csad
Product: cysteine sulfinic acid decarboxylase
Biological process (GO): taurine biosynthetic process; carboxylic acid metabolic process
Cellular component (GO): cytoplasm
Molecular function (GO): sulfinoalanine decarboxylase activity; pyridoxal phosphate binding
Source: RefSeq, a predicted model, not a curated record
GGCACUCCACAGACGAGGGCAGAACUGUGUUGGAAGGAAGCUCGGGGGGCCUCCGCCGAGCGCCGGGGUGGCUGGCAGUGCCCGCACGUGAGCGUCGCUCGGAGUCCGCCCGAAGUCCUAUCCUGAAAAGUCCAUUGCGUACCUUGUCACCAGCUCGUCUGAUCCUUCUCUGAACCCUCCUGAGCUGGAAGAUUUCAUCCUGAUGGCUGACUCAAAACCACUCAGGACCCUGGAUGGGGACCCCAUGGCUGUGGAGGCCUUGCUCCGGGACGUGUUUGGGAUUGUUGUAGAUGAGGCCAUUCUGAAGGGGACCAGUGCCUCUGAGAAGGUCUGCGAAUGGAAGGAGCCUGAAGAACUUAAGCAGCUGCUGGACUUGGAGCUGCAGAGCCAGGGCGAGUCCCGGGAGCAGAUCCUGGCACGCUGCCGGGCUGUGAUUCACUACAGUGUCAAGACUGGUCAUCCCCGGUUCUUCAACCAGCUCUUCUCAGGGUUAGAUCCCCAUGCUCUGGCUGGACGCAUCAUCACGGAGAGCCUCAACACUAGCCAGUACACAUAUGAGAUUGCCCCCGUGUUUGUGCUCAUGGAAGAGGAGGUGCUGAAGAAACUCCGUGCCCUGGUGGGCUGGAACUCUGGGGAUGGGGUCUUCUGUCCUGGUGGCUCCAUUUCCAACAUGUACGCCAUGAACCUGGCCCGCUUUCAGCGCUACCCAGACUGCAAGCAGAGGGGCCUCCGGGCCCUGCCACCCUUGGCUCUCUUCACUUCAAAGGAGUGUCACUACUCCAUCACCAAGGGAGCUGCUUUUCUGGGACUUGGCACCGACAGUGUCCGAGUGGUCAAGGCUGAUGAGAGAGGGAGGAUGAUCCCUGAGGACCUGGAGAGGCAGAUCAAUCUGGCAGAGGCUGAGGGCUCUGUGCCAUUUCUGGUCAGUGCCACCUCUGGUACUACCGUGCUAGGGGCCUUUGACCCCCUGGAUGCAAUUGCCGAUGUUUGCCAGCGACACGGACUGUGGUUCCAUGUGGAUGCCGCCUGGGGUGGGAGCGUCCUGCUGUCUCGGACACACAGGCAUCUCCUGGAUGGGAUCCAGAGGGCUGACUCUGUGGCCUGGAACCCUCACAAGCUUCUCGCCGCAGGGCUGCAGUGCUCCGCUCUUCUUCUCCGGGACACCUCGAACCUGCUCAAGCGCUGCCAUGGAUCCCAGGCCAGCUACCUCUUCCAGCAAGACAAGUUCUACGAUGUGGCUCUGGACACCGGAGACAAGGUGGUGCAGUGUGGCCGCCGCGUGGACUGUCUGAAGCUAUGGCUCAUGUGGAAGGCACAGGGUGGGCAGGGGUUGGAGCGGCGCAUCGACCAGGCCUUUGCUCUCACCCGGUACUUGGUGGAGGAGAUUAAAAAGCGGGAAGGAUUUGAGUUGGUCAUGGAGCCCGAGUUCGUCAACGUGUGCUUCUGGUUUGUGCCUCCCAGCCUGCGGGGGAAGAAGGAGAGUCCAGAUUACAGCCAAAGGCUGUCUCAGGUGGCCCCUGUGCUCAAGGAACGCAUGGUGAAGAAGGGGACCAUGAUGAUUGGCUACCAGCCCCAUGGGACCCGGGCCAACUUCUUCCGAAUGGUGGUGGCCAACCCCAUACUGGCCCAGGCCGAUAUAGAUUUCCUUCUGGGCGAGCUGGAGCUCCUGGGCCAGGACCUGUGAGCUGCUGCUGCUGCUGCUCUCUGCCCCACCCAAGCUCUGCGUAGUCUCCUGGGUUCUCAAAAUCGACCUUUCUAGGAAACAGUGGCCUUGACUGUGUGUGCUCCCACACACUCACUCUCCCAGCUAAGUAUUGGCUGUCAGGAAGGUGUCUAAACACACUACAGUAUGUUCUUACGAAAUAUGCUUUUAUAAAGUUGGGCACAGGGGCACACACCUUUAAUACCAGCAUUGGGGGGACAGAAGCAGGCAGUUUGAGGCCAGCCUGGACUUCAGAGCUGGGCUACACAGAGAAACUCUGUCUCAAAA